UGUAGUAUGAAUGCAAAACGAACAUCCCCCAAAAACCCUCUGCCUUUUUAUCUAUUGUUUUGGAUGCCAGCGGCAGGGCUUCACUUGUUUGUCAAAUGGCAGUAUUAGUAGGGGAAAAAGGCAGGCAGAAGUGAGCAGAGAGGAAUCCCGUGCAUACGGCAGGCUCUGUCGGCUCCCCUCCCCCCUCCUUUCCUUCCCUCUUACAGUCCGCUCCGCAGCAGCAGGACAGAGGUAGUUCAGUUUUUGAAGCCGUGGCAUGAAUGAUCUCAUCUGAACCUGAUCUCCGCUCUCCCUGCCGUCGAUCCUAUGACCGAGACGGGAAUAAAAUAACACAAACACGAGCAGGAGUCUUGCCUCAGACUGGCCUAAAAUGGGCAGAAAUGGUGCUGAACAAAAGCUGCUUGUCGCUCGUACAAAAGUACUUGAAGCGUUGCAGCCGGGACCAAGCUGCAUUGCUAUUGCCUGUGCCUCUCAACAGGAAAGAGAGACAACAUGUUCCCGAAGGGCACCAAGCGCAAGUUUUCAGACUCUGGGGAGGAGCCGGUCUCCAGUGGUGACCAGGGCCAGGUAGCUUCAUCCAUGGCAGCUCGGACGCUGUCAUCUUCUUAUAGUUUGCAGCGGCAGUCGCUGCUCGACAUGUCGCUGAUUAAGCUGCAGCUCUGCCACAUGCUGGUGGAGCCCAACCUGUGUCGCUCAGUGCUCAUUGCUAACACGGUGCGGCAGAUCCAGGAGGAGAUGACCCAGGACGGCACCUGGCAGAUAAUGACCCAGGCCCUGGCAGCCGCCCAGUGUCCCAGUGACCGCCUGGUGGCCACGGAGGUGCUGUGCCGGCAGACAGAUGCAGCAGCUCAAGCCGGGCAGAGCUCAAAGCCCUUCUCAGUGGUUGGCUUGGACGAAGGCUACCACUCUGAGGAGGUGGUGAUGGAGGGAGAUGUGGGGACAGAGGUCAACAUGUCCACUUUGUCACCGGUCUCCCCACAGCUGUCCUCCUCUUCAUACCUGACAGGCCCCUUUGGCAUGGGGCCCUGCUGGGAGGAGGAAGAGGAAGAUGGCGAGUGUGAGGAGGAUGAAGAGGAGGACAGCGAGGUAUGUGUGUCGGAGGGAGAGGACGGAGAUCGGGACCACAUGCGUGCAGACUCCAGGACAGGAGAGCAGGUUUUUGGGACUUUUGAGAUCAAGCACCCAGCACCACCCCCUGACCCUGCACUGGAGGAACUGUUUUCAGAUGUGGACCCGUCCUACUACGACCUUGACACAGUGCUGACAGGCAUGCAGAGCGCCCCCAAGAUGGGGCCUUACGAUUUGCUGGAGAGCCUUUCUUCUCACGGGCCCACAGCCCUGAGCUCCAGCUCAAGCUGCAGGUCAGACCUGAAUGAACUGGACCACAUCAUGGAAAUCAUAGUGGGAUCCUGAAACACAGAACCUUUCUCCAGCCUGUACUGAUCCCACAGGCUCUUUCCAGGCUAUGCACAGUACAUGUGCAUGUUCUGUAUGUGGUAUUGUAUACAUGGAGAUUGUUGGAGGUUUGGGGACAAGGUGGGAAAUUAACAGCAAGCCAAGUAGAUUUUGAAAUUGGCUGUUAGGGAUGUUGUUAGUCUACUCUCACAGCUACUUGGGCAAGUUGGCAGCUGCUUUUGGGACCUUCAUCCUUUUAUUCAAAACUGUAAUUGGCAGUUUAAGUUGUUAGGGUGAAAUACAUUUUAAGAUUCACAAGCGACCCUGGCCUGUCGGUUACUUUUCUACUUUGGUGAUGAUACCCAAACCUCGACGGUAUCUGUGAGAAGGCAAAAAUAAUUACCUAUACCAUGAUCCAUUCUUAUUUACCUACUUUCCAUGUUUACGCCUGUCAUACAUUCUGGCAUACUAGCUCCUUCUGAUCGUACUCUCUGCUAUUUUGUCCAUUUCUAUUUAUUGUUACCUGGACUGAGGAACAAUUCAUCACACUACAUGCAUCAGAGACCAGAACAAAUUGUAAAUCCAAAUCUAUGAAUUAAUGCAUAUUUUCCUAAAGAUUUGAGCAAUUAUGAAUGGAAUAUAUGUAGAUGUAUGUAUGUGUAUAUAGAAAUAUAUUUUUUGCAUUAUACAGCUGGGGGAUUUUGCAAAUAUCAUUUGAUAUUAUUGUUUUUUCCUCCCAAGCAGUUUUUAAGAUUUUAAUGUAGCCAGACGCGAGACAGUGUCUUCCCAUGGUUUGGUAUAACAAGUCGACUGUAACCACCGGUGUCAGGACUGGCAUCGUCACACAUUUCUAGGCGCUGUUCUUUCAUUUUCUCUAAAGCUUUAUGCAAGGCAGGGAAGUUACAGCCAGCCACCAUCCAAACUCUCACUAAGGUCUGUCCAUUUCUGGUAAGUUUACAGUAGCCAGUGGAUGAAGUGAAGUAAGUUUCCUGCCCUGCUUUACUGAUCUAAUAAUAAUAGCAGCUUUUUCCUGACGCAUUCGGAGAAACCCCGGGGUGAUAACUGCAUCAAGAAGCCAUAUUUCUUUCUCUCAUUUGUUAGAACUACAAAUGAAGAAUAAUGUAUGUCAACCCAUCUAAUUUAUUGUUUUUAUUUAUUGUAUUUAUUAUAUCCAGGUACAGACAUGCCAUACUGACUUAACAAAUCAACCAUGAGGCCCGAUGAAAUAUUUAGCCAAAUUUUGCCCUCUGUUUUGAAUGCAGUACCUAUUUAUUCCUCACGUUUUAUUAAAAUUAGUAGUAAUAAUAACCCGGUUACUAUGCAGCUCUGUCAUACAUGUUUCAAAAUGAUUGUAUUCAACUCAAAUGUCCUUUAAUUCCUUUAUGCAAACAGUUGCCUUUCUCCUGAAGAUACGGAAAAUCAAAAGCAUUUUUCAAACUUGUUACUUAACAAUGAUGAAGAGAUUAACUCAGGCAAACAAGAUGUAUUGACUAAAAAUACAGUAUUACGACACGCUUAAUACCUUACCACAACACUCCUGAAGGAUGUCACUCUGGUGUGAAUGGGAGCUAGAACUCAAAGACUAAUGACCGUUGUAAAAUGUAUGCAUUUUUUUAUAUUAAGGAAAAACAUUGUAGCAUCUUUGUAAAUA
Monopterus albus (swamp eel) is the source of this 3046-nucleotide messenger RNA. RefSeq names its product cell division cycle associated 4 (gene cdca4). The record is from RefSeq and is a predicted model, not a curated record. NCBI's taxonomy places the organism in Eukaryota, Metazoa, Chordata, Actinopteri, Synbranchiformes, Synbranchidae. Gene Ontology annotation, cellular component: nucleus. The transcript is spliced from 3 exons. Gene Ontology annotation, molecular function: transcription regulator activity. The coding region runs from base 493 to 1413 and encodes 306 amino acids.